UAAAGAACACAACUGCGAGGGGUAGCGUCAGUUGUGAUCAUUUUGCGAUGGGAUUUUUUUAAAUGGUGGUUUAUUCAUGUAUAUGUACAUACUUGUAUAUGUAGGCUGAGCAUUCUAAAUAAUUUGAUAGUGCUCGCAGUUCCUCCUUCGCUCAUCUCGUAUACAUAUAUGCAACCAGUGCAAGUAUUAAAUUCGUCAGUGUCAAGCAAGAACGAUAGCUUAAAGAUUAUUAGAUACCGCAUAAAUUUAACUGAAUAAUAAUAAAAUAUUGAAAAAUGUGUGAAGUUCAAAAUGAUUUGACAAAGUUGUUCCAGUCUGCGGACGAAUCAAAUGUUCCUGAAAAAUUUCCCAUUGAAGGAAAACUUCCCCAGUGGCUUUCUGGAUCGGUUGUCCGGAUCGGCCCUGGAUUGUUUGAUUUUGAAAAUUUUUCCAUGCGCCAUUAUUUGGACGGAUAUGCUAUCUUGAGCAAGUUUGAAAUAUCAAAGGACUAUGUGACAUUCCAGAAGAAGUUUCUCCAAUCAGAUUCAUACAAAAGAGCAAUCCGAGCACAAAAACCUGUGGUAAUCGAAUUCGGGACGAAAGCAUAUCCAGAGAAAGGAAAAAGCCUUCUGUCGAGAUUCAUGUCUACAAUUAUACCAGAAAUGAGUGACAAUAAUAAUUGCAACAUUUUCGAAUUCGAACAAGAAUUGUAUGCUGCGAAUGAUGCGUGUUUCUUUCGAAAGAUUGACCACAAGUCAUUGGAGUCUGGAGAGCGCUACGACUCCAACAAACUUUUUGGAUUAAACGGGUGGACUUCACAUCCAUUAACAGAUGCGCAAGGAAAUAUGUACAACAUUGGGUUUUCCAUCCUAUCAGGGUUGAAAUUUUAUCUAGUCAAAAUUCAUCCUAGUUCAGCAAGUCAGAAAAACGCCAAAGAAACUUUCAAAAAUGCCAAAGUGCUCUGUACGAUCCCUAGCAGUUUCCACGCAGGAAUUUCAUUCACGCACAGCUUUGGGAUGAGUGAAAACUAUUUUUGUUUCGUCGAGCAGCCGUUUGUGGCCGCAGUGUCUGCCAUCGCGAAAGCUCUUGUCAAAGGAUAUUCUGCCAAAGAAUGGAUGGAGUGGAGGCCAAAGGAAAAAAAUCGAUUUCAUAUUAUUGAAAAGGCAACGGGAAAAGUGAUAAAGAUUGAAUAUUUCUCGUCGGAACCAUUCUUCUUUCUACAUUUUGUAAACUGCUUUGAAAAUAGUAACAACCAGAUCGUGGCAGACAUAAUUGCAUUCAACGACCCAACUAUUUUGGAUGGAAUGUAUCUAUCCAAACUCAGAAACAACAUUGUUGAAAACGUUUCGCAGCCAACAUGCCGCCGCUUUGUAAUACCACUUUCCAUUCCUAAAGGUGGGCGUGAAGGAAGCAAUGUUCUAGGAAAUUCUCCUGCCAAAGCUGUACGAUACGGGGACAGCAAACUCAUCCUAACACCACAAAUUUUAACUGAACCAGGAUGUGGUUUGUCAUGUAUAAACCAUAAUUUUGCUACUAAAAACUAUCAGUAUUUCUACGUUAGCGGAACAAUAGCACAAAAUUCUUUCAGUCAUUCCAUUUCGAAAUUCGAUAUCAUUAGACAACAUAGAAGCGUCUGGAGAGGAAAUACUGGAUCAUAUCCGGGACCACCGAUUUUCAUUGCCAACCCGUCAAGUCAGAAUGAAGAUGAUGGGAUCAUCGUAUCGCUAGUUUAUGAUAUUAGAAAGCAGAGUAAGGAUUUUUUAGUAUUUAUCGAUGCCAACAAAAUGGUAGAAGUGGCCAGAGUCGAAUUUGAUUCUCAUGUUAAUAUACCUGGAGCGUUGCAUGAAAUAUUUAUUCCGUCCAACUAAUAAUAUUUAUUAGAUCUUCUUUAUAAAUUACCAUUACAAAUUUGAAAUUUAAACUUUAUAAGCAUUUAUUCAUGGGUCUUUUGCAUAUAUGUCAAAGUAGUAGCCUCCACUAGCCCUGUUAAAGAAAUAAAUCAUAGUAUACA
Molecule: messenger RNA, 1990 nt
Organism: Folsomia candida
Lineage: Eukaryota; Metazoa; Arthropoda; Collembola; Entomobryomorpha; Isotomidae
Product: beta,beta-carotene 15,15'-dioxygenase
Exons: 7
Coding region: 276-1847 (523 amino acids)
Biological process (GO): retinal metabolic process; carotene catabolic process
Molecular function (GO): carotenoid dioxygenase activity; beta-carotene 15,15'-dioxygenase activity
Source: RefSeq, a predicted model, not a curated record